CGCGUCGCCGCCGAGGGGCAGGGCCCCCUCACCCCCUCCCUUUCCCUCUCUUCGGCCCUGUCGCCCCCUGCGCGCGCGCGCACACUCGCGAGCCCCGGCGACAUGCAAAUGAGCUGGCAGCAUUGCCCAGACCCAAGCCCCCCCACUGCUCAAUGGACACCCCCAGCCCAGACCCGUUGCCUUCGCCUUUGUCCGGGGAGGAAGAGAAACCUCUGGCCUUACCUCCUCCUGUUCCCCGGGGCCGCCGAGGCCGACGUCCUGGGGGGGCCAGCUCCUCCAACCGGACGCUUAAAGCCUCCCUCUCUUGCAAGCGGGGCCGCUCUUCCAAAACAGGGCAGGAAACCCCGCUGGCGCAGGGAGUGACAACCCCAGUGGGCAGCAGUGGUGGCAGCGACCUCCUGUUGAUCGAUGAUCAGGGUGUGCCCUAUACAGUCUCUGAAGGGUCAGCAGCAGGUGGGCCUGAGGGCUCUGGCACCAAGAAGGCCCCACACUUCUGCCCAGUGUGCCUACGGGCCUUCCCCUACCUCUCCGACCUAGAGCGUCACAGCAUCUCGCAUUCAGAGCUGAAGCCGCAUCAGUGCCAGGAUUGCGGCAAGACCUUCAAGCGGUCCAGCCACCUGCGGCGGCACUGCAACAUCCAUGCUGGCCUGCGGCCCUUCCGCUGCCCGCUCUGCCCCCGCCGAUUCCGCGAGGCGGGUGAACUGGCCCACCACCACCGCAUCCACUCUGGGGAGCGCCCAUACCAGUGCCCGGUCUGCCGGCUUCGCUUUACAGAGGCCAACACGCUCCGGCGCCAUGCCAAACGCAAGCACCCGGAGGCCAUGGGGGUACCCAUGUAUUCCCCGGACCCAGGGCCUGAACCAUCGUGGGAUGACGAGGGCAUCCCGGCCACAACAGGGGCCGAUGAAGAGGAGCCGGAGGGGAGGGAGCCAGCCUGAUCCAUGCUGGCUCCCACUGCUCCGCCGGCCAGGUUUAGAGCUAGGAGUUCGGCUGGUGUUGGGCCUGAGGAAGAGGGCCGGGGCACUUUUGUUUUUGGUGUUCUUGCCGCCGUGGGUCGGGGUGGAGGUUGGGGCCUUAAACUUCUGGGUCCUGCUGCCUUCUGCCUCCUCCCGGACUAACAGGCUCUGGGAGGCAGGGGCUCUGGAAAUAAAUCUCUGCCUACUGGC
Otolemur garnettii (small-eared galago) is the source of this 1166-nucleotide messenger RNA. It is a transcript of the gene ZNF524, whose product is annotated as zinc finger protein 524. Gene Ontology annotation, cellular component: nucleus. The transcript has 2 exons. The coding region runs from base 153 to 938 and encodes 261 amino acids. The record is from RefSeq and is a predicted model, not a curated record. NCBI's taxonomy places the organism in Eukaryota, Metazoa, Chordata, Mammalia, Primates, Galagidae.